Messenger RNA from Spodoptera littoralis (African cotton leafworm), 1119 nucleotides. The record is from the annotation of a GenBank genome assembly. NCBI's taxonomy places the organism in Eukaryota, Metazoa, Arthropoda, Insecta, Lepidoptera, Noctuidae.
AUGCGAAGCGGGGCGCUAGCGGCAAUGGAGGCCGAGCCUGACCUCAGCACCUUCGAGAACAAAUCAGGGCUGGCUGAGGACAUGAAGUUCCUCGCCUCCAUGCCCGAACUCUGUGACGUCACCUUCCUGGUUGGGGACACCAGGGAGCCGGUAUGUGCUGUUAAAGCCGUACUGGCAGCCCGGAGCAGGGUGUUCCAAAAGAUGCUUUACCAAGCUCCAAGCCCCCAACGCAAGAAGGAACCGGCUCCAAGGGAGAAUAAACUGCGACUCUUCUUAAAAAGAUCUUCAGAACCACUUCUUAAUCUCCAGAAUGCUGCUCAACAGAGGUCGACUUUCGCGCAGCAAUUGGCACCAAUACAAGAGCCAUCUUCGCAGCAACAUCAAACUUUGAUCAUUGAAGAAUUUGAGCCUGACGUAUUUCGUCAACUGAUCGAGUACAUUCACACUGGAUGCGUGACACUCCAACCAAGAACACUGCUCGGAGUAAUGAAUGCUGCUGACUACUACGGCCUGGAUGAGCUACGGCGCGCAUGCGCGGGUUUCGUACAAUGCUGCAUCACCGUCGACACCGUUUGCGCCCUGCUUGCUUCAGCUGAGAGAUACAUACAGUACAAGUGUACCAAGUCUCUUGUACAGAAGGUAUUGGAAUUUGUAGACGAGCAUGGUAACGAAGUGCUGAAUCUUGGAUCUUUCACGCUGCUGCCCCAACACGUGGUGAGGCUGAUACUGGCGCGAGAUGAAUUAAGAGCUGAUGAAUUUACAAAAUUCCAGGCUGCUUUAAUGUGGAGCAAAAAGUAUUGCGACACCAACCAGAACAUGAAUUUGAAAGAAGUGAUUGGAAACUUCUUGGAGUACAUCCAGUUCCACAAGAUCCCCGCUAACGUGCUGAUGAGAGAAGUUCACCCCCUCGGCCUGGUACCAUACUCCAUCAUAAUGAACGCGCUGGCAUACCAGGCAGACCCGGCCAGCGUAGAUCCAGGCAAACUCUCUCCAGCGCGAGUCCGACGCGCUGGUCGCUCCAUGUCCGUGCAGUCUUCGCUCGAUCCCUAUGGAUCCAACACCACCCUCUCCUCCACCGGCUCGAGCGAUGUUCCGUCGUCAGACUCUCGGCACAACUAA